GGGCACUAGAGGGGCUGGGAGCAUUGCUCCCCCUGGCAGGGGCCCUGGCAUGAGCUGCCCUGCGCGAGGCAGGUGCAGGCCGGGGCUGUGACCCCCUUUGGCACCUGCCCCCCGGGUCCUGCCCCAGCAUGGCCUCCCCACCGGCCAGGCCGGGGUCCCCCGGGGCGGCGGGGCUGCUUCACGGUGGCCGGGCGCGCUCCUACGGCAGCCUGGUCACGUCGGCGGCGUCCCCGGUGCGGGAGCGGCGGCUGGAGCAUCGCCUGGCGCCGGGGGACACGCUGCCGGGGCUGGCGCUGCGCUACGGGGUCACGAUAGAGCAAAUCAAGCGCGCCAACCGGCUCUACACCAACGACUCCAUCUUCCUCAAGCGGACACUGUACAUCCCGGUCCAGGUGCGGGCAAAAGGCUUGAUCCUGCAGGAGGGGGAAGGAGCCAGGCAGCCCCCUGAGGGUGAGGAGCAGCCGGAGUCACAGCCCCGGGAUGGGGAUGGAGCCAGGGCUGGUUCUGGCCUCCGCCACGAUUUAUCAGCCAUGGAUUUCCUGCGCCAGCUGGACUCGCAGAUCAGCCUGUCCAAGGAGGCCGCAGCCAAGAAGCUGCGGGAAGGGAAGAUCGCCAUGUCCGGGGCCGAGGCGGGAGCUGGUAGGACGGUCCCUGGGCGGAACGAGCCCUCGCCCCGCACCCAGCAGCGCUCUCUGCUGGGCCCAGUGCCGCUCACCAAGACGCUGCGGGCUACUGUGCUGCGGGAUGAGGAGGAUGAGAUCUUCAAGCUCUGACUUCCCCGGAUCCUUGUGGCUUUGGACUACUGGGCCAUGGCACUGGUGGCGCCUGCAGCCUUCGGAGGAGCUGGUUGGAGGGCCAAACCCUCCCCCCCACCUUCAUCCUGAUGCACGGGUCUUGGUGAGCGUGACACACAUGUGAAGGGCUUUCACAAUGCUGCUUUGUUCCCACGUGGCCUUUCCUGCCCUGUCUCAGCCCUGUGGGCAGAUUCUACCCGCCAGACCCCCUGCCCUAUCCCUGCUGGGGCUCCCUAUGUUCUCGCCCCACCUGCCCCACUCUCCCCUCACCAGGCAAGAGGGGGCAGUGCCAAGUUCCACACUGCCCUCCAGCCCCCUCACCUGCUGGGUCUCAGCUGAGGAGACCUGAUGCCCGGUCCCCUGUCAGCACCCCCUGCUGAUGUCCCCCAGCCCUGGUCCCCAGCCUCCCGGCCCCUGGUCUCUACCAGGCACUAGGCCAGUGGGAGCUGGACCAGUGCCCGUUGCCGGCCCACUCUGGCCCUCCACAGCAGGUCUGUUGACACCCAUCUCCCUCCCCACUCAUGAGCUGCCUGGCAUUAGGAGAAAGGGCCAGGGCCUGAACUUGAACUUCUUCAUCACUUUCCACCAGUUUGCUGUCAGAGGGUCCCUUACUGGAUUCUGCUGACUGGCACCAGGACCAAGGGCAGGGAGACCCCAAUCUGACCUGCUAAGGGUCACGGAUGAAGGUUUCUUGGUCAGGGGGGUACGUGAUCACCACAGCAGGCAGCAGUGUCAGGAGGGGAGUAGGGUGCAUAGAACAUAUCUCUUGGGCUCCUUCAGGGGUGAGACACACCCCCCCCUCCCCCGUCUCCUUCACCUUCACGCUGGGGUUGGGGACCCUCCUCAGUGAACAGGGGCCCAGCCGAGCUCUGGUGCCCGUGCUUGUAACCAGCCCCUCUUGCCAUGUACUCAUCCCUGGAUCUCUAAUAAAACCUGGAGGAAAUAA
This is a messenger RNA of Alligator mississippiensis (American alligator), 1740 nucleotides long. It is a transcript of the gene LYSMD1, whose product is annotated as LysM domain containing 1. Lineage: Eukaryota; Metazoa; Chordata; Crocodylia; Alligatoridae. Bases 129 to 773 code for a protein of 214 amino acids. The record is from RefSeq and is a predicted model, not a curated record. The transcript has 3 exons.